AUGAUUCAUCGAUACUCUCCUGAAUCACCUAUACAUCGCACCAACAACCUUACUGAAAACAAGAUAUGGGAAGAGUAUAUUCGUUUGUCGAAUUCUAGAGUUAAAUCCCUAACAAGGUUACAUGGUACCAAUACAAAUACUACCUCUUUGAAGUCGCGUCACAUAAAUGAUUGGAUCGUACGACCUUCUUUAGGUCUCGUGGAUCUAUUAUAUUAUGUGCAAGUUGGUAUUGGUACAUUUAAUCAAGAUCCAAGGUACAAAACUUAUUACCUAGGCUUAGAUACGGGCAGUGAUCUUACAUGGACACAAUGCGAAGGUUGCGGCCAAAAUUGCUUUCAUCAAGCAGAUCCCUUAUUUCCAGCUAGUCAAUCACAAUCUUACAAACCACUUCCUUGUGAACAUUGCCCUUCUAGUGCACAAUGCCAAAGUGAUGGUUGUAAAUUGGAACGAGUUUAUAGCGACGAUUCAUCCGAAUUAGCUAUUGCUGCCUUGGAAACUUUAACCUUCCAAUCUGACUACGACCAAUAUGUAGCUGUAUUUAACGCCUUUUUUCGGUUGUGGCAUUAA
This is a messenger RNA of Chenopodium quinoa (quinoa), 567 nucleotides long. Its product is annotated as protein ASPARTIC PROTEASE IN GUARD CELL 2-like. The transcript has a single exon. The coding region runs from base 1 to 567 and encodes 188 amino acids. Gene Ontology annotation, molecular function: aspartic-type endopeptidase activity. The record is from RefSeq and is a predicted model, not a curated record. Gene Ontology annotation, biological process: proteolysis. Lineage: Eukaryota; Viridiplantae; Streptophyta; Magnoliopsida; Caryophyllales; Amaranthaceae.